Molecule: messenger RNA, 2463 nt
Organism: Schistosoma mattheei
Lineage: Eukaryota; Metazoa; Platyhelminthes; Trematoda; Strigeidida; Schistosomatidae
Source: the annotation of a GenBank genome assembly
GUUUAUAUGUAUAAACGACACUCAUGGAGUGAAGGGUAAUAUUUAAAGGGUUUAAGCUGUAGUUCGCGACAUAUUGCGAAACGAAAUGGUGUUCUCAGACAAGCAACUUUUUGAGAAGGUGGUCGAGAUACUCAAGCCACUUGAUCUUUCUGUGGUUGACUAUGAGGAGAUUUGUGAUAGGAUGGGAGAGUCAAUGCGUCUAGGUUUACAGAAGAGUACAAAUGAAAAAUCAUCUAUUAAAAUGUUUCCAUCUUAUGUUACAAGAACACCAAAUGGGACAGAAACUGGAAGUUUCUUAGCUUUAGAUCUUGGUGGAACAAACUAUCGAGUGCUUUCAGUAACUCUUGAAGGCAAAGGAAAAUCUCCAACAAUCCAAGAGAGAACUUACUGUAUUCCUGCAGAAAAAAUGUCAGGUUCUGGAACGGAGCUCUUUAAAUAUAUUGCUGAGACACUGGCUGACUUUCUGGAAAACAACGGAAUGAAGGACAAAAAGUUCGACCUCGGAUUCACAUUCUCUUUUCCAUGUGUCCAGAAAGGCCUCACUCAUGCUACUUUGGUGCGAUGGACAAAAGGUUUCUCCGCAGAUGGGGUAGAAGGUCAUAAUGUUGCUGAACUGCUGCAAAAUGAGCUAGAUAAAAGAGGAUUAAAUGUGAAGUGUGUUGCAGUUGUAAACGAUACAGUUGGUACACUUGCGUCGUGUGCUCUUGAGGACUCAAAAUGUGCCGUUGGAUUGAUAGUCGGGACGGGAACAAACGUUGCUUACAUUGAGGACUCUUCGAAAGUCGAGUUGAUGAAUGACGUGAAAGAACCCGAAGUCGUUAUAAACACAGAGUGGGGUGCAUUCGGCGAGAAAGGGGAAUUGGACUGUUGGAGAACACAGUUUGACAAAACAAUGGAUAUAGACAGUCUUCACCCAGGAAAACAACUAUAUGAAAAAAUGGUAUCUGGGAUGUACCUUGGUGAGUUAGUUCGCCACAUCCUUGUUUACCUUGUUGAACAAAAAAUUCUCUUUCGUGGGGAACUCCCUGAACGUUUGAAAGUACGCAAUUCUCUGCUGACUAGAUACUUAACAGAUGUUGAAAGAGAUCCUGCUCACCUUUUAUACAAUACUCACUAUAUGCUUACUGAUGACUUGCGUGUCCCUGUUGUUGAGCCGAUAGAUAACCGCAUAGUACGAUAUGCCUGUGAAAUGGUCGUUAAACGGGCGGCUUAUCUAGCAGGCGCAGGUAUUGCUUGCAUUCUUCGGAGAAUAAACCGCUCAGAAGUAACUAUUGGCGUUGAUGGCUCUUUAUAUAAAUUCCAUCCGAAGUUUUGUGAACGAAUGACAGAUAUGGUUGAUAAGCUAAAGCCAAAGAAUACACGAUUCUGUCUACGUUUAUCUGAAGAUGGAAGUGGGAAAGGAGCGGCAGCCAUAGCAGCGUCAUGUUCACGACAAAACUAAAAAACUGCACACACAAGAAACUAUUGUUUAUAUUUAGUUCUUUCAUCUGUUUUGUUGGCUUGAUAAAAUUCUCCGAUAAUUCAGAAACUGGCCCGCUUUAUUUAGUUUCUUGGCUAUGAUUAUUUUACUAUACUUCGAAACAUAUAAUUUUAAUGCUGAAGGAAACAUCGUCAUGAAAUUGAAGGAUCAAAUAUAAAUCGACUUUUUUCCUAUUAGAUCACAUCAUACAGUAGUUCAAAAACUUAGUUCUUUACACACGGCAUUUUUCUGUAACUUCCUAUAACUUCUGUUAUCUGGUUUUCUAUCAUUAAAGUAUAUAUAUAUAUAUAUAUAUAUAUAUAUAUAUAUAUAUAUAUAUAUAUAUAUAUAUAUAAUUUUUCAUGAGAAUUUCUAGUCAGUCAAUGACAUUAAAGUCACAGUAUUUUAUAGAUUAUAUAAUUCUAUUUGGCUUUGUUAUGUAAAAGGCGAUGAAACUAUAUACCUUAAAAAACUUUCUGUACCAGCUAUUAUAUGCAAUACAUGAAGAAUUACUCUUUAUUGCUAUUAUUAUACAAAUAUUUUUCUGAAUUUGCAGUUGUAGAGCAAAAUAAACGAAUUUUUAGUUGUAAAAGAAAGCUAAUAUUCUAAUUCUUCGCUACUGUUUUUACUUUUUUAUGUUUCAUGAAAAAAGAAAACCCUUAUAUCUUUUAGUUUUCACUAAUAUUACUAUUAUUUUUUAAUCAUUAUUCUUAAUAUUCCGAUUACUGUACACGUAUAUUUAAAAAAAACAUUUUAGCCAGAAUGUAAACAAUCAGAUUUAGUGUAUUUCGUUCUAGGACAUUGUGAUAAAUUUGUUUAACUAUUUAUUUUCUUGUGUGUGUGCGUUUAUUUGUGAUCGGCUAAUUGAACAUAUCUAUGGUAAACAAAAGUGAGAAAAGAAUGAUCUCCUGUUGUAAAUUGCAACAUACUUUGAGUUUAGAAAAAAGUGAUAGAUAUGUAAUCAUUUGUAUUUAUGGGCCAAAUAUAUCUCACUAUUUUAUGCC